AUGGCAGCCGCCGGCGAUGCCGGCCUCGACGUGGCGGCGGUGGAAAGUUUCCUAGAGAGGCACCCGGAGCUGGUGGAGAAGUGGCUGCGGAGGAAGAACUCUCUCCCUAAAGCGCCCGCCGUCCCCGCCGGCCCGUCGGAGGAGCGGCGGAGCGGCGACGGCCCCGGCGGCAGCUGGGGGAGCGCGGGCGGCCCCGGCGGUCCCGGCUCCGGUCCCGGGGGGCUGCAGCGCCGAGCGUCCCAGAAGGAGCUGCGGAAGAGCUUCGCCCGCUCCAAGGCGAUCCACGUCAACCUCACCUACGACGAGCAUGUGCACGCCCGGGCGCAGGAGCCGCUGAGCAGCGUGCGGCGGCGGGCGCUGCUGCGGAAGGCCAGCUCCUUGCCCCCCACCACCGCCCACAUCCUCAGCGCCCUGCUGGAGUCCCGCGUCAGCCUGCCCCAGUACCCCCCCACCGCCCUGGACUACAAGCGCUACCUCAAGGAGCACAACGAGCGCCAGUUCUUCCUGGAACUGGUCAAGGACAUCUCCAAUGACCUGGACCUCACCAGCCUCAGCUACAAGAUCCUCAUCUUCGUCUGCCUCAUGGUGGACGCGGACCGGGGAUCCCUGUUCCUCGUGGAAGGGACCUCCGCCGGCAAGAAAACCCUGGUGUCCAAGUUCUUCGACGUGCACGCCGGCACCCCGCUGCUGCCCUGCGGCUCCACCGAGGACAGCAACGAGGUGCAGGUGCCCUGGGGCAAGGGCAUCAUCGGCUACGUGGCGGAGCACGGAGAGACGGUCAACAUUCCCGACGCCUAUCAGGAUCGACGCUUUAAUGAUGAGAUUGACAAACUGACUGGAUACAAGACAAAGUCACUCUUGUGCAUGCCCAUAAGAAACAGUGAUGGAGAGAUUAUUGGUGUUGCCCAAGCAAUAAAUAAGACUCCAGGAGGUGCCCCUUUUUCUGAUGAUGAUGAAAAGGUGAUGCAGAUGUACCUCCCCUUCUGUGGGAUUGCCAUAUCCAAUGCCCAGCUGUUUGCAGCUUCAAGAAAGGAGUAUGACAGAAGCAGGGCUUUACUGGAAGUAGUGAAUGACCUCUUUGAGGAGCAGACUGACUUGGAGAAAAUUGUCAAGAAAAUUAUGCAUCGGGCGCAGACCCUACUGAAGUGUGAACGGUGCUCAGUAUUACUUCUGGAAGAUAUUGAAUCACCAGUGGUGAAAUUUACAAGAUCCUUUGAAUUGUUAUCUCCAAAAUGCAGUGCUGAUACUGACAACAGUUUCAAAGACAGCGUGGAAAAAUCAUCGUCUUAUUCUGACUGGUUAAUAAAUAACAGCAUUGCUGAACUCGUCGCUUCCACAGGUCUCCCAGUGAACAUCAGUGAUGCCUAUCAGGAUCCUCGCUUUGAUGCUGAGGCUGACCAAAUUUCUGGCUUUCACAUAAGAUCUGUUCUGUGUGUUCCUAUAUGGAACAGCACCCACCAAAUAAUUGGGGUAGCUCAAGUAUUGAACAGGCUUGAUGGGAAAUCCUUUGAUGAUGCUGACCAGCGACUGUUUGAAGCUUUUGUUAUUUUCUGUGGCCUGGGUAUCAACAACACAAUUAUGUAUGACCAAGUGAAGAAAUCCUGGGCAAAACAGUCUGUGGCUCUUGACGUGCUGUCUUAUCAUGCAACAUGUUCGAAGGCAGAAGUUGAUAAAUUCAAGGCAGCAAACAUCCCUCUGGUGUCAGAGCUUGGCAUUGACGAUAUCCAUUUUGACGACUUCUCGCUCGAUGUGGAUGCCAUGAUUACUGCAGCCCUGCGGAUGUUCAUGGAACUUGGAAUGGUUCAGAAAUUUAAAAUUGACUACGAGACGCUGUGUAGGUGGCUUUUGACAGUGCGGAAGAACUAUCGAAUGGUUUUGUAUCACAACUGGAGGCACGCUUUCAAUGUCUGCCAGCUGAUGUUUGCCAUGUUAACUACCGCAGGAUUUCAGGAGAUUCUAACUGAAAUUGAAAUUUUAGCUUUGAUUGUGGGAUGCUUAUGUCACGACCUUGACCACAGGGGAACCAACAAUGCCUUCCAAGCCAAGAGUGGAUCAGCCUUAGCUCAGCUCUACGGCACCUCUGCUACCUUGGAGCACCACCAUUUCAAUCAUGCUGUCAUGAUUCUCCAAAGUGAGGGUCACAACAUCUUUGCUAACUUGUCCUCUAAGGACUACAGUGACCUUAUGCAGCUUCUAAAGCAAUCGAUAUUGGCAACAGACCUCACUCUGUAUUUUGAGAGAAGGACAGAGUUUUUUGAACUUGUCAGUAAAGGUGGUUAUGAUUGGAAUAUGGAAAACCACCGAGAAAUAUUUCGAUCAAUGCUAAUGACAGCCUGUGACCUUGGAGCUGUGACCAAACCGUGGGAGAUUUCAAGACAGGCAACUGAGCUGGUAACCAGUGAGUUCUUUGAACAAGGAGACAGAGAAAGAUCUGAACUCAAACUCACCCCUUCAGCCAUUUUUGAUCGGAACAGGAAGCAUGAACUACCCAGGUUGCAGCUUGAGUGGAUUGAUAGCAUCUGCAUGCCAUUGUAUGAGUGUCUAGUGAAGCUGAAUGUGAAACUGAAGCCUAUGCUGGACUCCGUGGCAGUAAACAGAGGUAAAUGGGAGGAGCUGCACCAAAAAAGACUUCCUUCUCAGGCGGCAUCCUUGUCCUCCUUUUCCUCUAGCUUCACCAUGUCUCUCAAAGACAUAAAUUAAGCCUGCAAAUAUCAGUGUCAUUUUACAAUAAGAGCUGUCUGAAAGGUUUUCAUAAGCUUAUACCCACCAUUUUUUAAGAAAUGCUUUCCCAGACAUGCUUAAUUGAUGGGAUAUUAUCUUGAUGGAAGCAUACUUUGCUUUUCCUGGAAGGCUUAGUGGGACUGAACAGAAGCCUGCAGCAGGAUUGCACUGGUAUCUGGAGCGACAUGGAGCACUGAACAGAAGAAGCGUUCAUUCAGCUCCACUACAUUUCAACUGCUGCUGUAAAAAUCUGUAAAGCUGACAACAGACUGCAAUAUAAGAACUCGCAGCUUAAUAAAAUUAAUAAUACAGAGCAAGACUGGGAUGCAAGCUGGCCAAUUCAUAUGCAAGGAGCUGCAGAAAACAAAUAGUGCGUAAUUACAUUGUUGUUUUGCAUCUCUUCAGUACAUGUUAUGAAUCAAUUAUGCCUGCUUUUGUGAUGCUCCUCUCUUACUCUCCCUCCUCUUUUAUGCCUGAAUGUUCUGAAAAGCCUGCUUUGUAUUCUGAAGAAGUAUUUUUUUACAACAAAGCUUCUUAGUGAUUGAUCAGGGCCUUUAGAAUUGCCUACCUUUGCUACAUUUAAAACCAAACUUUAUUAUCUUUAAAAACACCAAGCUGUCCUUUCUUCCAUGUGAAAUUCAUAUUAACAGUGCAGCAAAUUUUUCAGCAAGAGGAAGUUUGCAUAAAGGCAAAAUAUUGCAUGGUAAUUUUAGAGUGGGGUUUUUUUUUUCCUUUUAAAAAAUGCUCUUGUAACACAUUCAUUUUUAAAAAAAUACAUAGUAUUGCUUAAGGAAAAGAUUUUUUUUUUUUUUCGAAAAUAGAAAUACAAAUAAAAAAGGAAAUCUGUUGCUUUGUGCUUCAGGUUUAUACUACAUUGAAAAGCAGACCAUAGAUAAGCCUUUCUAGUAUAAUUUCCAGUUGAAAUUAGUAUUUUGAAGUGGUGGAGAGGUAGAAUAUCAUCACACUGGACCAACUACCCCUUACCCUCUCGCAGUUCUUUCAGUACAAUUUCAAAUGCUAUUACUGCAGGUAGCACAGCACUAAUCAAGGCUCACAAGCAUCUGUGGUAAAGGUGUUCCUGAAAAUCUAACCAAAUAUGAUGGGUCACAAAACCAAACAUGUCUCUGUGUGAUGACCCUAGCAUUACCAGAAAGUUGGUCUCCUUCCCUUAGUGCCAUGAUCACGAAUGCAGCAAACCUGCGAUCUGUGAUUCUCUGCUGCAUGACCAGACACAAGAGAGUCAUGUUGCAGUGCUUGUG
Molecule: messenger RNA, 3980 nt
Organism: Hirundo rustica (Barn swallow)
Lineage: Eukaryota; Metazoa; Chordata; Aves; Passeriformes; Hirundinidae
Gene: PDE11A
Product: phosphodiesterase 11A
Exons: 20
Coding region: 1-2700 (899 amino acids)
Biological process (GO): signal transduction
Molecular function (GO): 3',5'-cyclic-nucleotide phosphodiesterase activity; protein binding
Source: RefSeq, a predicted model, not a curated record